GGGCACCAGAGACGGGGACUUUGGGCCGUUGACUGGACGUGUCCUCGCAAACCUUGACAUCUCAGUAGACACCACCAGCGUCAAGAUGAGGCGCUUUCUGAGCCGCAAAGGCCGCUUCUCGCUGCGCCAGAGCAAGUCUGGACCUCGCGGUGCCUCCAAAGAUUUCUUUGAUGUUCCACUCUCGAACCCUCCAAGCGGGGCGUUAUACUAUGGAGAUGAUGCUUUCCGUCAACAAAUGGGCUGUCCUCCAAUGAAUAAUCCAAUGAAUAUCAACCUGACCCUCCCGGCUACCAAUCAGAACUGGCCGGAGGAGUUUGGGUUCACUCUGGGGGGCGCGGGCCCCAGCUACAUCCUGUCUGUGAUUGAGGGCAGCAGUGCCUACCUGGCGGGCCUGCAGCCUGGGGACCAGGUGGUGGACAUCGAGGGCCAGGAGGUGUCCUCUCUCAGCACCCAGGCCCUGGUGGCCCUGGCACAGACUCUGAAGACUGUACCCCCCAGCAUCGGAGUGGUGUCACGCAUAGAACAGAUGGAAAUCAACCCAGGCCCCGACGGCCGUUUCGGCUUCACCAUCGUGGGAGACUGCCCCCUCUUGGUGGAUGACUGCCUGCCCAACUCCCCGGCGGGCCGCAGCGGCCUCCGGGCCGGUGACUACGUCAUGGAGGUCAACGGGAUCCCCGUCAAGCAUCACGAAACGGCGGCGGCCAUGAUCAAGGUGGCACAGGGACGCCCACUGCGUCUGGGCGUGCUCAGUAUGAGACGGAGGAUCAAGCGCCUCAGCCACAGUAUGAGGGAGGUGUCACUGAGCGGGGAUAGUAUCAGGCAGGACCGUGCACACAAGGCCCUGGAGUUUAACAAGAAGGUGGAGGAGGUGCUUGGUGAUGAGCCAGAUAUAAAGGAACAGCUGUUUGGUGUUCUGAAGCAGUACGCAGCCGAGCGGAACGUGGAGAACCUAGCUGAAGCCCUCCCAGACAUCUUAAUCAAUGAGGACCAUCAGCAGCUGAUUGACAGCGUCAGAAUCUUCAUCCCCAAAAAGCACCGGGAGCGCUUCGAUGACGUUGUGUCCCAGAGCCUGAUGGGCCGGCUCAAAGGGCGGAGCUUCAGCGACCCCAGCCGCAACCACCUGCGCCGAAGCCGCAGCGAGGACCACCCGGAGCGCCUGCUGGUGUCCACCCGGGCCAGCUCUGUCCCCCGAACGCAUGCCGAGGAGGGCGUGAUGCCCCCCAUCCGUGGCCUCAGGAAGACCACCUCACUCACCGCAGGGCACGCUGGCAACGCUGCAGCCCUUCGCAGGACGGUGAGAGUCUGCAAAGGGAACCUAAGUUUUGGAUUCACCCUCAGGGGCCAUGCACCUGUCUGGAUCGACUCAGUCAUCCCAGGGAGUCCAGCAGAUAAGGCGGGGCUCAAACCUGGAGACCGCAUCCUGUUCCUCAAUGGACUUGACAUGCGGAGUUGUUCCCAUGAGAAGGUCGUCUCCAUGCUACAGGGCAGCGGCGCCAUGCCCACCCUGGUCGUGGAGGAAGGACCCCCCACCUUCACGCUACCUGAGCCAGAGCAGCCAGGAGGGCCAGGUAGGGCGUCCCCGGGUGGAGGCGUGCCCCGCUCCCCAGUGCUCAACUCCCUGCAGUGGGUGGCUGAGAUCCUGCCUCCCUCUAUCAGGGUCCAGGGGCGCACCUUCGGGCAGCAGCUGGAGCACCUGCUCACCAUCCAGGAGAGAUACACCAUCUGCAAGGCCCUGGAGAGCUUCUUCCAGCAUAGGAAUGUUGACACUCUGAUUGUGGACGUGUUCCCGGUGUUGGACACGCCAGCCAAGCAGGUGAUCUGGCGGUUUGUCUACCAGCUUCUGACCUAUGAAGAGCAGGAGCACUGCCAGAGCAAGAUUUCACGUUUCCUCGGUUACAAGGCUGCAGCGCCAGCCCCCCCACCUGAGCCAGAGCCCGCCCCCGAGCCCCAUCGCCGUAGCAGCUCCAUGAGAGUGACAGGAACCGCCUACAGGGCCAGCAUGCGUGGGCGGAGCUCUGACGACCUCAUCAUCGGCACUCACCUGGGGAUGGGGAUCCGUACUGAUCCAGUAGAGAUGGGGAUGAGGCUGGCUCCAGGAGAGAGACAGUCAGGAGACGGGACGUCCCUCCCAGAGACCCCCAACAACCUCACCAACCUGUCUGCGGUGUAUGCUGAGCUGGAGAACGUGUACUCAGGGAAGAGGUCCAAGUCUCUGAAGGCUCGCGCUCCUCCUCCGGCGGACAGUCUGGUAGAGCUGGAGGUCCUCGAACACGCAGGCUCUCCGUCCAUGCACGCUAACACAGGUAGCCGUAAGGGCCCCCCACCACCUCCCUCCGCCUGGCAGGAGCCCCUCCCUAGCCCCCCUGCCCCGGUCCAGUUCUACCCCCCAGGUCUCACCUCCCAGACCAGUGCCGAGUCCAACCCCUACAUCAGCCUAGACAGCCCCCCUCCCUCGCCCCCCGACUACCCUGCCAGCCCACCCUCCCACGCCCGUCUCAAUAAGAGGCGCUACACUUUCUCUCAUCCGCCGCGCUCCUCUGAUACAGACCGGUUCCUGGACGCACUGAGCGAACAGCUGGGUCAGAGGGUCGCCAUUGUAGACGACUUCCUGUCACCCGAAAACGACUACGAGGAGGAUGUUGUCCAGAUGAGCUUCCCAGAUGAUGAGGAUGAGGAUGAGGAUGAGGAGGUGGAGGUGGAUGAUGAAGAUGGAGAUGGGGGUUUCAUAAUACCCCCUGAGCUGAGCAGCCCCAGCGAGUGCCAGGGCAGCAGCGGAGAGGACGCCUCUUCCCUCACCUACUCCUCCUCCUCCGAACACAUACCCCCUCCCCUGACUCCCCCGCCACCUCCGCCCAUCCAAUUCAAUGAUCCUCCUCUACCCCCAAGCUAUACCGCCACCCCUGAACAGUCUCCCAGAAUACAACUGCCUUUCCGCCGCCACCAAGGGCCACCUCCGCCCCCUCCUCCUCGCUCCAACCCACCGCCCAAACGCCAGUCCAUUCACAAGGUGCUUCCCACCCGGGAGGACCUGCUAGCCCACUCUGCAAUGCAGGAACAAAAUGCGUACCAGGAGCAACAAGCUUACCAGGAACAACAAGCUUACCAGGACCAACAAGCUUACCAGGACCAACAAGUGCAACAAGCGUACCAGGAGCGACAAGUGUACCAGGAGCAACGAGCAUUCCAGAAGCAACAAGCGUUUCAGGAACAAAAAGCUUACCAGGAGCAACAAGCACAACAAGCGCACCAGGAGCGACAAGCACAUCAAGCGCACCAGGAGCGACAAGCAUUCCAGGAGCAACAAGCACAUCAAGAACAACAAGCGUUACAGAAGCAUCAAUCAUACCAGGAGCAACAAGCGUACCAGGAGCAAAGUAUUUACCAGGGGCACCAGUCACUGCCUGCCCAGUCCUCGCACAAAGCACACCCUCUGCAGCAGCUUCACCAGUCCCUGCCCCCCCUCCCCUCUCCAGAGGCAGCCCACACCCAUCCAGACCUCCCAAACCACCCAGAACCCUCACUCUACCAGAUGCACCAAGCUCAACAACAGACGCGUCGUCAGAGCCGACGUCAGUCUCACUCAGCCACAUCACCUCACAAUCCCCCAGCCCAUUCCCCUGUCCAUCCAGAUCAACAGAGUCAGUACUCGGAGGCAAUCUAUCAGAGUAUUCAUACACAGUCACAUCACUCAUCCAUGGAGCGCCUUCAGCAAGCUCAUCAGGUCCAGCAGCACCACUCCUCCAUGGAGCUCCUUCACCAAGCUCAGCAGGUCCAGCAGCACCACUCCUCCAUGGAGCUCCUUCACCAAGCUCAUCAGGUCCAGCAGCACCACUCCUCCAUGGAGCUCCUUCACCAAGCUCAGCAGGUCCAGCAGCACCACUCCUCCAUGGAGCUCCUUCACCAAGCUCAGCAGGUCCAGCAGCACCACUCCUCCAUGGAGCUCCUUCACCAAGCUCAGCAGGUCCAGCAGCCCCACUCCUCCAUAGAAUUCCUUCACCAAGCUCAGCAGGUCCAGCAGCACCACUCCUCCAUGGAAUUCCUGCACCAAGCUCAACAAGACCAGCAGCACCACUCGUCCAUGGAGCUCCUUCACCAAGCUCAUCGGGUCCAGCAGCACCACUCCUCCAUGGAACUUCUUCACCAACCUCACCACUCAUCCACAGAGCUCCUUCACCAAGCUCAUCAGAUCCAGCAGCACCUCUCAUCCACGGAGCUCCUUCACCAAGCUCAUCAGAUCCACCAAGAUCAGCCUGCAUCACUACCCGUACAUCUGGAUCAGGAGAUCCACCAGUCUCUUCAGAGCCAUCAGACUCACCCAUCUUCCCAGGCCAGCCACCAGGGUCAACAGACUCGUCAAUCUCUCAAGUCUCAUCGCACUCACCAGCCAUCCCCCCAGCGUCCCCACUCCAUCCAGCAGACUUACCACCACACUCCCCAGAUCCAGCACAUCCACCACCAGGUCCCUCCCCAGCCCACUCAGCCAGAGCUCCAUCAGAUCCACCUAAUCCACCAGCCCAUCCAGCAGCGCCACCACCCCCAGCCCACCCUGUCCACCUUCCAGCCCCUUCCACCCCACCAGCCCACCCUGUCCACCUUCCAGCCUCUGCCCCAACACCAACCCCACCAAACCCACCAGGUCCACCCCUCCAACCAGGGUCGUCCUCAGUCCCAGCCUUCUCAGCGGCUAUUCAGUCAAUCCCAGUCUCACCACCACUCCCACUCCCACCACCAGCCCCAACCUCAGCCUAAGCAGCAUUCCCAGUCCCAGAAUAACUUGGACCAGUUGGGGAAACAGGAGCCCCCUCCUCCUCCGCCCCUGCCCCCUCCUGGAACCCCUCCUCCGCUGCCUCGCCCAGGCCUUCCGAGGAUGGACUCCAAUCAUAUGAGUGUAAAGAGGCUGCGCUGGGAACAGGUGGAGAACUCUGAGGGCACCAUCUGGGGACAGUUGGGGGAGGAUUCGGAUUAUGACAAACUGAAUGACAUGGUGAAGUAUCUGGAUCUGGAACUGCACUUCGGGACACAAAAGAACCCCAUUUCUCUUCCAGACCCAUCCCCUCAGUCGGAGACAUUCAAGAAGAAAGACGUAGUUGAGAUUCUGUCCCAUAAGAAGGCCUACAACGCAUCCAUCCUGAUUGCCCACCUGAAGCUGUCCCCGGGCGAACUACGCCAGGUGCUGAUGACCAUGGCCACAGAGCGGCUGGAGCCGACCCACAUCAAGCAGUUGCUGCUGUACGCCCCCGAUGCAGAGGAGGUCAAGCAGUAUGAACAGUACAGCGAGGACCCAGCCAAACUCAGCGAGCCUGACCAGUUUGUACUACAGAUGCUGUCAGUACCAGAGUACAAGACUCGUCUGAGAAGCCUCCACUUCAAAAGCACCCUGCAGGAGAAGACAGAGGAGAUGAGGGGCGGCUACGACUGCAUAUACAACGCCUCCAUGGAGCUCAAGACCAGCAAGAAACUGGCCAAGAUACUGGAGUUUGUGCUGGCGAUGGGGAACUAUCUGAACAACGGUCAGCCUAAGACUGGCAACAAAACCACCGGGUUUAAGAUCAACUUCCUCACUGAGCUCGGCACCACAAAAACAGUGGAUGGGAAAUCUACAUUUCUGCACAUCCUUGUCAAGUCACUGUGUCUUCACUUUCCCAACGUCCUGGAUUUUGCCAAGGACCUCACCACGGUUCCCCUGGCAGCCAAAGUGAACCAGAGGACCAUCACAUCUGACCUGAACGACCUUCACACCACUAUCCAGGACAUCCGAUCUGCCUGCCAGAAAAUGCCUGCUACAGCAGAUGACCGCUUCGCUGCAGUCAUGAGUGGCUUCCUGGAGAACAUCCACCCAGCACUACAGUCUCUGGAGUCCCUGCAGCAGAGGGCCAUGGAGGAGUGGUCCAAGACAGCCUCCUUCUUCGGAGAGGACAGCCAAGCCACCAACACAGAGUCGUUCUUUGGGAUAUUCACUGAGUUCCUCGCCAAGUUUGAGAGAGCUCUUAGUGAGAACCAGGCCAAUGAGAACCCUCCUAGGAGUCCCAGGAGCCCAAGAAUGGCCUCACCCCUGGCCUGGUGAUCAGAGAGACAGGAAGAAGGGUUGGCAGGCAGGCAGACAGGCAGGCAGGCAGACAGGCAGACACACACACAGUCUCUAUCUCUCUCACACACACACGGACAGGAGCGCAUGCGAAAAUCCGCAUACAUGCACAAACACAUACACACAAACGCACUCAUAGCAUUUCAAUUUUUGUCAUUCAAGAAAUGUAUAUUGUGGGAAUUAGGUUGUCUGCAGAGUUGUGCAUACAGGGCUUUAAUACGUGACAGUGUAGUUUGAAUGUCCAGCUAGUUUAACACCUCAAACUCUGUAUAUUUCAUGGCUAUAGAGUGUUCCUCUGGAACAGACAAAUUCAGCUAUACUGGAUCAAUGGUUUUGCUUUUUAUAUAUUUGUAAAUAAAAAUGUUAUACCAUUUAUAGAAAUGAAAAGAUUCAUGAAAAGGAAUAGGAAAGAGACUGACAUCAGUAACUAUUUGAACCCAGCUGUCUGAUAUACUGUAUAUGAAUGUAUGAUACAAUUAUAGGCUAGAAAGAUGAAGGCUACAGAACAUGAUCAGCAAUGGGAAACAGAAUACUGGAUCGUUUUGAGAGACAUACAGAUUUAAACUAUUAUUGCUAAAAACAUGUAUUUGAUACUUCAGCAGUUAAAAGAGAUGACUGAAUGUCUGUGUCAAUGUGUCUGAUUUGAGAAUUAAAUGUGUAUUAUAUAUUGUACCACUAAAAUAUAACUGUAAUGAUAUAUGUAAUACAGGAUAUACAUAUUUAAGUAGUCACUUAUGAAAUGCUUUCCAAUAAUUUACAUUUUUGAAAUGAUUUACCUGUUCCAUAUUUUUGUAAGCCACCCACCACACUGAAUGUAUUUACAAGUUAUUCAUUUUGAAUGAAGUGUGUCUUGUACGAUAUCCAGUGGAUACUCAUUACUACUAAAGAAAAGGAAUGUUAUGAAAUGAAAACACAUUGUGCUGUUAACUAUCUGUUCCUCUCCGUCUCUGAUUGUGUUGAUACUGACCUGCUGUCAACGGGCAGUGUUCUAUUAUGAACAGUAGGAGGAUUUGUUACAUUUUCAUGAUCAUUUCUGCAUACUGCACCUUCACUUUAACCUCUAGAAUUCAAUGAGGGGACACACUACUUUCUUGAAGCACAUUACUUAAAGGGAUAGUUCACACAAAUGAGAAAAAUGACAUUUUGGUUUCCUUACCCUGUAAGCAGUCUAUGGCCAAGGUACGAUGGCAAUCCAAGCUUUGGUUACGUUUCCCUGGCACUGUUCCCUGGCACUGUUCCCUGGUACUGUUCCCUGGCAUUGUUCCCUGGCACUGUUCCCUGGUACUGUUCCCUGGUACUGUUCCCUGGUACUGUUCCCUGGCAUUGUUCCCUGGCACUGUUCCCUGGCACUGUUCCCUGGCACUGUUCCCUGGCACUGUUCCCUGGCAUUGUUCCCUGGCACUGUUCCCUGGUACUGUUCCCUGGCACUGUUCCCUGGCAUUGUUCCCUGGCACUGUUCCCUGGCACUGUUCCCUGGCACUGUUCCCUGGCAUUGUUCCCUGGCACUGUUCCCUGGCAUUGUUCCCUGGCACUGUUCCCUGGCACUGUUCCCUGGCACUGUUCCCUGGCAUUGUUCCCUGGCACUGUUCCCUGGUACUGUUCCCUGGCACUGUUCCCUGGCAUUGUUCCCUGGCACUGUUCCCUGGCACUGUUCCCUGGCACUGUUCCCUGGUACUGUUCCCUGGCAUUGUUCCCUGGCACUG
Oncorhynchus nerka (sockeye salmon) is the source of this 7788-nucleotide messenger RNA. RefSeq names its product glutamate receptor, ionotropic, delta 2 (Grid2) interacting protein, a (gene grid2ipa). Gene Ontology annotation, molecular function: protein binding. Gene Ontology annotation, biological process: regulation of DNA-templated transcription. Lineage: Eukaryota; Metazoa; Chordata; Actinopteri; Salmoniformes; Salmonidae. The record is from RefSeq and is a predicted model, not a curated record.